This is a messenger RNA of Botrytis sinoallii, 891 nucleotides long. RefSeq lists its product as uncharacterized. Gene Ontology annotation, molecular function: protein binding. Lineage: Eukaryota; Fungi; Ascomycota; Leotiomycetes; Helotiales; Sclerotiniaceae. The record is from RefSeq and is a predicted model, not a curated record. The transcript is spliced from 2 exons. Bases 1 to 891 code for a protein of 296 amino acids.
AUGGCCACGAAAAAGGCUGGUGAGGCUGGUGCAAACAUCCAUCUUGAUGAUGAUGAUACGAAAACACAUUCACCUCACAUAACUCCUGCGCUAUCUCGCUGUUCUUCUUCCUCUUCGAAUACAUCUUAUAACAUGGCCCACGCUCCGAUUAGUGUGAUUCAGGAAGCUGGUUCGGAUCUGUUCGAAGAACGAAGUCAUGUACAAUAUUUGAAACCAUUUGAGGAAGAGAUUCUCAAAAUGGCCUUUCCAUUGGCACUAACCCCUGCAGUAUCACCUAUAUCUCCUCCUUAUAGCGAUGAGGACUCAUCAAUUAUAAAGGAUAAACUAGAGUUUGUUGAGAAGAAGCAUAAACCAUUCAUUACUACACCCCCUGAGAUUGUCAUGGGAAUCUUCAAGUAUCUUAAUCCCAUUGAUGCAGUCUGCUUCAGUCUCUUGAAUAAAUAUAUUCGCAACGUCUAUCUGUCACAUGGUCGUCAUCAAAUUCUUGAUUUCAACCCACCUCUUGCGAUGGGUCGACCGGAGAGUACAUUUCCCGUCAUACCUGGGCCCCAACGUUCAUGUCGUCACUGUUGUCCUGUCGCUUUCUUCCCAGCACAUUGCGAAUUGCAUUUUCAUCUCGCGAGUUUCAUGCCAUCACAUCUUACCUUUUGCGCUGGACAAUGUCAAAUGUUCACGGAGCGUGAGGAAUCGGAUCCGAAUUAUUGUGGAAGCUGUGGGAGAAAUUACAGGAAACAGUUUGAGAGAGGCAGGAGAAUGAUCGAUGUGAAGAGAGAAGAUGGUCAUACUUUUAAAUGGUAUGAGCAGCCAAGAUUCGAUAGGGAGAGUCGAGCGAGACAGGAACGUCGAACAGCAAGAAGAGCGCAACAAGUACCUUCCUCCAACUCCUUGUAG